GUACAAGUGCAAGACGCUCAAGCGCGCCGCCCUCGGCCGCAUGUGCACGGCGGUCAAGAAGCUUGCCGGCUCCCUGGCGUACCUGGAGGAGGUCCGGCAGCACCUGGGGCGCCUGCCGUCCAUCAACCCGGCGACGAGGACACUGAUCUUGACAGGUUACCCGAAUGUCGGCAAGUCUUCCUUCAUGAACGUAGUGACGAAUGCGAAUGUCCUUCGCCCCUUUGACCGCCCGCAGCUGCGCUGCUCGUUUUGUUACUUAUUGUUUGUUUGUUCUCCUUCUCGCUCUCUCUGUCUCUUUUUCUCUUUUCUCUCUGCCUGCAGCCGU
Prorocentrum cordatum is the source of this 325-nucleotide messenger RNA. The record is from the annotation of a GenBank genome assembly. Lineage: Eukaryota; Dinophyceae; Prorocentrales; Prorocentraceae.